AUGGAUUCUUCAUUCUUUCGAUACCCAAAUCUCCAAUUCUCUCCUGAAUCCUCUUCUUCCUAUGUUUCUCAAGAAAACUUGUCACCGGAAUCAUUCAAUUUUCUCCAUAACCAAGCCCUUCUUUUCAAUGAAAAUGACUCCAAAGAAAAACUUCUUUGGGGGGCCCUAAACCAAGCUCCGGUAAACUCCUUUGAUACCACGUCUGCCAAUAGUUUUAUAGAUGAACAUGAAGUGAACUCCAAGGCCAAUGAAGAGGAGACAGAAAAGAAGGUUUCAUAUAGAGGAGUCAGGAAGAGGCCAUGGGGAAAAUAUGCAGCUGAGAUCAGGGAUUCCACAAGGAAUGGUGUUAGAGUUUGGCUUGGAACGUUUGAUACAGCUGAGGCUGCAGCUUUAGCUUAUGAUCAAGCUGCAUUGGCAUUGCGAGGUCCAAUGGCUAUACUCAAUUUUCCAGUGGAUAAAGUUUAUGAAUCACUUCACGAAAUGAACUAUGGGUUUGAAGAAGGUUGUUCACCUGUUUUGACAAUGAAGAAAAGGUUUUCCAUGAAGAGCAGACGAUCAGAGAACAAGAAGAUCAAGAACCAGAAGGAAAUGGGGAUGGAAAAUAUCCUGGUGUUAGAGGAUUUAGGAGCUGAUUAUUUGGAGGAGCUUCUAAGUAUAUCUGAGAGUCCAACUCCCUAUUGGUGA
This is a messenger RNA of Durio zibethinus, 684 nucleotides long. The record is from RefSeq and is a predicted model, not a curated record. NCBI's taxonomy places the organism in Eukaryota, Viridiplantae, Streptophyta, Magnoliopsida, Malvales, Malvaceae.